Populus nigra (black poplar) is the source of this 682-nucleotide messenger RNA. Its product is annotated as probable glutathione S-transferase. The record is from RefSeq and is a predicted model, not a curated record. Lineage: Eukaryota; Viridiplantae; Streptophyta; Magnoliopsida; Malpighiales; Salicaceae. The coding region runs from base 56 to 682 and encodes 208 amino acids. The transcript has 2 exons. Gene Ontology annotation, biological process: glutathione metabolic process. Gene Ontology annotation, cellular component: cytoplasm. Gene Ontology annotation, molecular function: glutathione transferase activity.
CACGAAAGCAACAAGCCAUCUGAAUUUCCAUAUUUUUGAAGGUAGCUGUUUAUUAAUGGCAGGAAUAAAACUACUAGAUUCGUGGGCUAGUCCUGCUGCAAUGAAAGUGAGAAUAGCAUUGGCUGAGAAAGGAAUCGAGUAUGAGUCCAUGGAAGAGGAUUUGCCACACAAGAGCCCUCUGCUUCUAGAGAUGAACCCAGUCCAUAAGCGAAUCCCCGUUUUGAUCCACAAUGGUAAGCCCAUAUGUGAAUCGAUGAUUAUAGUUGAGUACAUUGACGAGGUCUGGAAUGACAGGUCUCCUUUGCUGCCUUCAGAUGUUCAGGAGAGAACUCGAGCAAGGUUUUGGGUUCACUUAAUUGACAAAAAGAUUUAUAGCCUUAUUAGACGGUUGGUAUGGUCAUCAAGCAGUGAUAACCAAAAAGCAGCCGCGAAGGACCUCAUCGAGUUCUUCAAAGUAAUAGAAGGAGAGCUUGGAGACAAGCCUUAUUUUGGAGGAGAAGGCUUUGGCUUUGUUGAUGUUGCCCUUGUUCCUUUCUAUGGGUACUUCUAUACUUAUGAGACGUUUGGGAACUUCAGAUUUGCUAGAGAGUGCCCCAAACUUGUUGAAUGGGCUAAGAGAUGUUUGCAAAAGGAAAGUGUGUCCAAGAACCUACCUGACCCAUACAAGCAGGGGCGGAACUAG